CCAGCUGAAUUUGUAAGCCCCGGCCACAACUCGACGGGUUCUUACAUCUAGUUUGAAUCAAAACUCAGACUAAAAUGAUAAUUUACUCGUUAAUAACUAAAUUGUUUAAAAACACCGCAUUUAGAGAAAAAAAAAAAAAAAAACAAAACAAACUCAUCGUUGACCAGCUGCCAGUGUAGUCAACAAGUGCGGCGGUCCAAUAAUCCAUGUCAAACUGUCAGUCAGUCAGUCAGUUAAUCGCUCAUCGGCGGCGAUCGGAAAUGGAGAGCACCGGCGGCGAUGUUUCCCCUUAUGAGCUGCUGUUCAAAGGCCUAACGCUCAUUCCGGUUUCUCUUUACCUGCUAAUCGCGUUUCUAAUUUUUCUCAUAUUUGCUUACAAUCUACUCGAAUUCCAUAUUAUCCAUGACAUUUUUAGCGCUUUUGGAGGUAAUCACGUAUCUCUUACCUGCGAUUUUUCCUCUGAUUUGUACCGUGAAGUUGUAUCCAAGUGCCACCUGCUUCACGGAAGAUACUUGUCAACUCCAUGGCUUUCUAGUCCGCAUCUUCAGACUAUGUUGCUGCAUCUUCUGGUAAAGACUCAUAACUUCACCUACAAAAGAGAGCUAUUUAUCUCAUCUGACGGAGGAACAAUAGCUUUGGACUGGCUGAUGAACUUUGAUGAGACAAAAUUUCAAGUCAAUGGAGAUAAUUUUGUUGCAAAAGCGAUUCCUCUCGUAAUAGUGAUUCCCGGCUUAACAAGUGAUUCUGAUUCUCCGUAUAUUAAACACGCUGCAUACAAGAUGGCAAAACAUGGGUGGAAUGUUGUCAUAAGCAAUCACCGUGGUCUUGGAGGCGUACCACCCACUUCUGAUUGUAUCUAUACUGCUGGAUGGACAGAGGAUUUACGUGAAGUGGUGAAUCACCUUCAUUGUACACAUCCUGAAGCUCCUCUUUUUGCUAUUGGGACUAGCCUUGGUGCAAAUAUUUUGGUUAAAUAUCUCGGCGAGGAUAAUGCCCCGCUUGUUGGGGGUGCAUCUAUCUGUAAUCCUUGGGAUAUAUUGAUGGGCGAUAGAUUCUUCGGCAGAGGGCUUAUGCAGAGAUUUUAUAAUAUAAUUUUAGCAAAUGCCUUAAAAGAUGUUGCCAAACUGCAUCGGGCCGUCUAUGCUCGUAUUGCAGAUUGGGAAGGCAUUGAAAAGGCACGUUCUGUUGGAGAGUUUAAUAAAUAUACCGGUCGAAUUACUGGAAAUUUUGAGACCGUUGAUACAUUUCAUAGAUGGGCGAGCAGUGUCCGUGUGGUGAACAAUGUAAAGAUACCACUUGUCUGCAUCAAUGCCAUAGAUGACCCUGUCUGCUCCCAUGAAGCCAUUCCAUUUGAUGAGUGUCGUAUGAACAAAAAUAUUGUUGUAGCAACCACACAACAUGGAGGACACAAUGCAUUUUUUGAAGGAAUGUCUGGGAAGAACUUAUGGUGGGUGAGGGUCAUUGAGGAAUAUUUCUCUGUUUUGCAUUCAAGCUCAUUGAUGAACAAAAAUACAGGUGCAACUGCAUUAAGGAAUAACUAACUAUUAGAUAUGUUCUAGUAUAUGAUGAAUUAAAUCUAAUUAACAUAUGGUUCUGUUGUGCUUGUGCCUAUUUAUAAAUAACCCAUUUUUCAUAUUUAGCAUGUAAAUUAUUAUCUAACUUACAAUAAAAGACUCCAAAUAAUGGCACAUGCCACAU
This is a messenger RNA of Helianthus annuus (common sunflower), 1698 nucleotides long. Its product is annotated as embryogenesis-associated protein EMB8. The transcript is spliced from 13 exons. The coding region runs from base 207 to 1541 and encodes 444 amino acids. The record is from RefSeq and is a predicted model, not a curated record. Gene Ontology annotation, molecular function: monoacylglycerol lipase activity; short-chain carboxylesterase activity. Lineage: Eukaryota; Viridiplantae; Streptophyta; Magnoliopsida; Asterales; Asteraceae.